GCAAAUAUUAGGGUGGAUCCACGAGCAGCAUAUAGAAGGGUGAGACAAAAGGGCACAGGCCCCUUGGGAAAUGACUCACCUGGGUUUUAUCUCCCGUCCCUCUCUCUGUGCUCAUGACCCUCUGUGUUCCCCUCACGAGAAUCAUUCAUUCCUCGUGCUGCUGGGCUCCCCUGGGUACGAUCCGCCUCAUUGUCACUGGGAUGCUUUUGUCAUAAGUGGCCCACUCACACGCACUCUCUCACAGCCUAUUCACUUCCUGGUUUUGGAAGAAGAUUCUAUCAAGCCCUGCCAACUUGCCGGUAACUCCAGAUGGCAAAACAACCUGCGCCAAACGGGAAGUGAAACGUUAUUCCCACCAUACCUACAGGACACAAUGAGACUGAACUUGCCCUUUGGAGAAUUCUCAUAUAAUAACUUCCUGACUUCCUGUCACCAGAACGUCAUGUCGCACACAACUAUGGCUUCCCUCGUCCCGCUGAGCCUUUGUGUUAUGGUCAUUCUAGCCACAGGACAUGGCCACCCUGUAGCCAAGAGCAGUAGGAAUGUGCUGACCAGCCUUGGGUUCAUCUGGAGAGGAGGUGCUCAUCUGGUUCUCCUCCAGGACGUGCGCUGGGUUUGCUCCUUCAGGAAGGAGACUGAGGUCAUAAACCCAGUGGCUUUCCAGUCCACCUGCUUCUCACGUGUGCCAAUUCCAUCUUUCCUACUCCUCAUUCUGUCCCGCUGCCCCCCACUCUGUGUUGCAGCAGACCGCCCUGGAGAUCCAGAAACCAGAGAUGCCAGGGAGCGGGUGGCGCCACUCAGAGCACCACAGCCAGCUUCACACGUAGAUCUCUGGGGGAGUUCACCGGAUGAGCAGUCUGGGAACCGACUCCAGUAUCUGAAAAGUCUCCGCAAGGACACAGCUUCCCACCAGCAGAAGUGGAGAGACCUCAGUCCUGCCACAUCCAUGAGGGAGACCCAAGGAAAAGCAGGAAGUGAUGGGAACAGCAGGAAACGCCACAGCAGAGCCAUGACCCCCCAGCCCGCCCAUCCACCACCCGUCUCAGCAGCCAGCCAAGGGCUCUUGUAG
Messenger RNA from Equus quagga, 1069 nucleotides. RefSeq lists its product as uncharacterized. The record is from RefSeq and is a predicted model, not a curated record. Bases 71 to 1069 code for a protein of 332 amino acids. NCBI's taxonomy places the organism in Eukaryota, Metazoa, Chordata, Mammalia, Perissodactyla, Equidae. The transcript is spliced from 2 exons.